Chrysoperla carnea is the source of this 912-nucleotide messenger RNA. RefSeq names its product probable pseudouridine-5'-phosphatase. The record is from RefSeq and is a predicted model, not a curated record. Gene Ontology annotation, molecular function: phosphatase activity. The transcript is spliced from 4 exons. Lineage: Eukaryota; Metazoa; Arthropoda; Insecta; Neuroptera; Chrysopidae. The coding region runs from base 125 to 832 and encodes 235 amino acids.
UCAUUUCAUUUAAGCUAACGCAUGUGCGACGUGAAGAACAUUCAAACAUUUAUAACUUUGACAAAUACACAGUGAAAAUUUUCCAUUCAACCUCGAAAGAUAAUUAUAAAAAGUUUUUAGAAAAAUGAAGUUCAAAAAGGUUACACAUGUAAUUUUUGAUAUGGAUGGGCUGAUAUUAGAUACCGAAACUUUAUACACGGUGGCAAUUAAUACAAUUUGUAAUCAAUAUGGCAAAGAAUAUUUAUUUCACCAUAAAUUGGAUAUCAUGGGUACAUCACAACAGUACGCAGCCGAUUAUAUUGUAAAAACAUUGGAGUUACCGAUAAGUUCCCAGGAAUAUAUUGAUCAAUUACAAGAACAGUACAAGAAGCUAAUGAAUAAUCCAGGAUUAAUGCCAGGUGCCGAACGUUUAAUUAAGCAUUUACAUAAGCACAACAUUCCAAUUGCCGUGGCAACUUCAUCUGGUCUUGACAGCGUUGCAAUAAAAACAAAAAAUCACCAGAAUUUAUUCGCUUUAUUUGGACAUUUAGUUAGUGGUAGCUCUGAUCCAGAAGUCAAAGACAGUAAACCAGCACCCGAUAUAUUUUUGGUUUGUGCUAGUAGAUUUCCAAAAUGUCCAGAUCCUAGUUCGUGUUUAGUAUUUGAAGACGCUCCAAAUGGUGUACAAGCAGCGGUAUCAGCUGGAAUGCAAGUUGUGAUGGUACCAGACCCUCGUAUCCCAGACGAUAAAAAAGAACAAGCCACACAAGUUCUUCAUUCAUUAGAAGAAUUCAAACCAGAAGAUUUUGGUUUACCUCCGUUCCCAAAAUGUGACAAGGAAGAAUCAGGGUAAUAUAUCUUGAAGUUUACUACUAUGGAUAACUAGAAGAAUUAAAAAUAUAUUUAAAAAAUUUAUAUUGUGUACCUACCAUG